Messenger RNA from Brassica rapa (field mustard), 858 nucleotides. RefSeq lists its product as uncharacterized. The record is from RefSeq and is a predicted model, not a curated record. Lineage: Eukaryota; Viridiplantae; Streptophyta; Magnoliopsida; Brassicales; Brassicaceae.
AUGGCUAGCGGUAGACAGAGACUUAGGAAUCUUACGCCUAGAAACUCUUACGCGAAUACCUUUCUCGGACAGGCAUAUGACCCUGCAGCUUACUAUCCGCAGUUUGAUGACCCUGCUCCAUUCUAUCCCCAGUACGAUGAAACUCCACAGCAGCCUCGGCAUGAUCAGCAUCAUUCUCCACACCAUCCUCAGCAGAAGUUUACUGCUCCCGAAGCUGCUCCGGCUCCUGCAGCUGUUCAUCCAGAUUUGAUGGUGCCAUCGGAUGCACCAUAUGCAAGAUAUACAGUGGAAGACCUUCUCCAGAUGCCGGGACGAGAAGGUUUACCAAUCAUCAAUCAAGAUCGACCACCCAACACUUACUGGUUUUUGACGGACAAUUGUGUGGGACAGAGCGUUGGAGAUAUCAUCAGGACAAACUUCCGGGAAGCGCAUCCGAAUUGGUCUCUUACACCAGAUCAUGUUCGGAGGACUUGGUUCAAGUGCUUCGCGGAAGCGUUCUACAAAAAGGCGAUGGCUCGCCUAAAGAACAUUGUUGGUGAUUGGAAGGAGAAGUGGAGGGUUCUGGGGGAUGACGCAAAAGAAGCAAACCUCAGCAAUGACGUUUGGAAGGGCUUGAAGGCUUAUUGGAAUUUGCCUAAGUCAAUUCAAAGGUCUCUCACUUGCUCAACGGCCCGGUUGACCCGUGAUGAAGAUGGUAACCUGCCAAUACCUCAUACUUCCGAACAGAUUCCACACGCUGGGAGGGCACUACAAAUUGCUGCCCAAGAAGGAGCACCACCAUCUCUGGCCCGAGUUUACAGGACGACACACCAGCUUUCUGAUGGCACCUUUUCGCAUCCUCAAGCAGAGAGGAUCUGA